Messenger RNA from Solanum verrucosum, 1512 nucleotides. RefSeq lists its product as uncharacterized. Lineage: Eukaryota; Viridiplantae; Streptophyta; Magnoliopsida; Solanales; Solanaceae. The record is from RefSeq and is a predicted model, not a curated record. The transcript is spliced from 2 exons. The coding region runs from base 117 to 1382 and encodes 421 amino acids.
UAUUCUGUGUGCACAAAUUAAAGCAAAUUCUCAGUACUAAAAAGCCCUAAAACAUCUUCAAUCUGAGUAUUUCCCUUUUGCCGACUGAAAAGAAACGCUUUUUUUGAGUUCCAAAAAUGGGGAAUUGGAACAGAAGAAGAUGGAUACCCAGAAAAAACUACAAGCAGGAAGAUUUUCCCCCUUCUCAGCCGUACCAUUACAACCAAUCUCCUUAUCAUGCUAUCCAGCAAAACAGUGUCCCAUUAUGGGAAAUAGAUUUCUGCAGAGCAGCCGGCAUUCCCUGGCACAAGGUUGUGAGUGCAAAAACAUAUAUGUACUGUUAUGAAAAUGUGGUUAAGUGGGAUGACUCUGCAGGUCAAGAAGCAUUCAAUGAUGCAAAAAGGAGAUAUUGGGCGGAGAUUUGUGGUCUUCCCCCUCAGAAUCCUCCUCCCAAUCCAGAUUUGUACAUUGAUAUAGUUGAUUGGGACUCAACUAUCGAUCCGGAGCUGAUAUUAGAUUUGGACAGAGAAUAUUUUAACCCUAAUGAAGUUACAAACUCUGUCAAGUCUGAGAACAACUUAGUUCCUGGAUGCACCUUGGUAUGGGAGGAUAAAACUACUGAUGAUGGUGAAAAUCCUUGGGAAAGUGGUAAUGUGCAGGGCUCUAAAACUGCUGCUAAUGGUGAAAAUCCUUGGGAAAGUGGCAAUGUGAAGGACUCAAAGCCUGGUGACAAUCGUGAAAAUCCUUGGGAAAGUGCUUCUAUUGAGGAUACGAAGCAGACUUGGAAUGAAUGGUAUACCCCUGUAAACAUCAAAGAUGAUAAUCCGUGGGAAAGGAGUUCCCCUAAAACCCAAGGCAUCUUGAAGGACACUGUCUGGGGAGGCUGUGGAAAUGAGUCAUGGGGUUGGAACACGGGGAUGAAUUAUGAGAAUGGAUAUGCUUGUGUUGAUAACAGUUUCAGCAAUUUGUGGCAUCAAAGUGGUGCAUGUGUUUCUGGUGCUAAAGGAAACGAAUGGGUUGAUAAUAGCGUUGGUUCCUGGGGUCAAACCUAUUGGAAUACUGGGGGGCAUGAGCAGCGGAAUUCAGACUAUGGCUCUCGUUGGAAUAGGAAUCUUAGUCGAGGUGGUGGAACAACCUCAAAAGACAGAAGAUGGAGAGGAUCUGAGGUCACGUCUUGGGAUUAUCAGCAACAACCAAGGCAGAGUAAUGAGAGAAAUGUGGAUUUUGGAAGACCUAGCAGAGGUGAUAAAACCUUUUAUACUGGUUCACGCAAGAGGGAAAGUUCUUCACAACAUGUGCCGAGGUACAAAAGCUCAAGGUUUCAAAGUGAUGAACCGAGGACUGCGAACAAUUGGAGAGAAGAAAAAACACAGAAGAGGGUUACUUUUAACAUGUAUGACUAGUUGAUCAACUUCUUAAGUUGGCUUUUCAAUGAAAAGUUGACCAACUUCUUAAGUUAUCUUUUCAAUGAAAAGUUGACCAACUUCUGGAUCUUUUUGUAUGUUAUGUAACAUCAUUGGGUGUUACCGAGUC